Sabethes cyaneus is the source of this 1002-nucleotide messenger RNA. Its product is annotated as phenoloxidase-activating factor 2-like. The transcript has 5 exons. NCBI's taxonomy places the organism in Eukaryota, Metazoa, Arthropoda, Insecta, Diptera, Culicidae. Gene Ontology annotation, molecular function: serine-type endopeptidase activity. Bases 1 to 1002 code for a protein of 333 amino acids. The record is from RefSeq and is a predicted model, not a curated record. Gene Ontology annotation, biological process: proteolysis.
AUGUUUAAGGUUCUGAUGGUUUUGGUUUUUUGGUGUACCAUCUACAAAGUAUCCGUCAAAGCGGGGUCCUGCCAAGGAACAUGUGUGGCAAUUGCUUGCGAUAAAAAUAAAGUGCUUAGUGGCGAUGAAUCGCCCGAGUUUAAUCUUAGAUUGGAAACAAAUGAAUGUGGUAAUCUUUUCGAAGUAUGUUGUCCUACAACAAGCGUUACACAUUUGAAUCUAGUUUCAUCAAUGGGUGCUGGCGAACGAUGUGGGAUCAGAAACGAUAAUGGUAUCGGAUUUCACAUUACAGGAAACAAUCAGGGCGAGUCACAAUAUGAACCGAAAGACGUAUACGAAGGUUCUGCAUCACUGAUUUCAUCUUCAGCGGCAUUGACUGCUGCCCAUAUUGUUAAGAAAGCUCAAGGUGAUGAGCUUUUCGUACGUGCCGGUGAAUGGGAUUUAAAUGGAGAUAAUGAACUGUUACCCAUACAGAAUCGUCAAGUGGUUAAAACGAUAGUUCAUGAAAAAUACAACGAGCAGCAUCAUAAUAAUAUUGCCCUACUUAUUCUUAAGGAACCGUUCGACUUAGACAAACAUGUUCGACCAAUUUGUCUGCCAUCGCCUACGAUUUCCUACAAUCGCCAAUCGUGUCUAACUGGUGGCUGGGGUGACGCCCAAUUUAACGAUAAAACCAUGGUACACAUUUUGAAGAAGGUUCAGGUGCCAUUGAUGGAACGCGAUCAAUGUGAGGUUGCCUUCAGAACAACACGACUGGGAUCGAAUUUCCACUUAGAUCAGAGUUAUGUAUGCGCUGGUGGAGAGGAAAACGUUGAUGUUUGUACCGGUGAUGGGGGCGCUCCAUUAAUUUGUCCGGAUUCCAAUGGAAUUUAUUAUCAGAUUGGUAUAGUUGCUUGGGGAAUUGGCUGCGGAGAACAGGGCAUUCCAGGGGCUUACACAAAUGUGGCUUUUUUCAGUGAUUGGAUUGAAGGUCAUCUGAAGUCAGUGAAAAUUUUUGAAUAG